AUGACGAAACGUCACCGCUUAUCAGCGAUGCUCGCGUCAUCGUACUCAGAUGUGAUGCCUGUGUUCAACAGUCUCGCCCGCCUGAUGCGCCACGACCGUAUAGCCUAUAUCCGCCGAGAUCAUCCCAUCCGACACUCUGAAGCUGCGGUCAAGGACCCCCAUGCGGAUAUCUCAUCUCGCAAAGUCGUUUACGAAGGUGACUGA
Molecule: messenger RNA, 204 nt
Organism: Peniophora sp. CBMAI 1063
Lineage: Eukaryota; Fungi; Basidiomycota; Agaricomycetes; Russulales; Peniophoraceae
Source: the annotation of a GenBank genome assembly